AUGAGCAUGAUCAUUCGUAGUGGUGCGUUGCGUCUCUUUGUUCGCACUCGAGCUCUCUCCACUGUUCCGAGUCCACCUGCACGUCUCAGACGACUGGGACACAUGCUAGUGCUUUCCAGCGCAUUGACUACCUCCGUGCUGGGCUACGCAUUCUACACUGAUGCUUCAAAUAUUGAACCAGCGCCCUUUGACACGCGUACACUGUCGGAUCUGGUGCGUGCGUAUAUUGUGUACGGGACAUGCAGUAUCGCUCCCCUCGUUGAUGCGGCACCGACAAUAUUGGACAUCUUGUUCGGUAUCCCUGGAGUGAAUAAGAUAGUCGAGAGUUUCGUGCGAGCUACUUUCUUCCAUCAGUUUGUCGGCGCAGACACGGCCAAUGGUGCACUACCGCUGCUUGCAUCUCUCCGUGCGGAGAACAAAGGUGCUCUCUUUGCUUAUUCCGUUGAAGUCGGUGAGACGGAGGCGGCGGGUCAAACGAACAUGGAAAGGCCUCAGCCCGUACACAAGCGUAUCAUAGAGGAAACUAUAAGGACUAUCAACGCCUCCGCCGAUUUCGAGGACGGAAGGGAUGCACUUCAGAAUGGACACAUGGGGAGGCGGACUUGGGUUGCUGUGAAAGUUACUGCCAUGCUUCCAAAUGCCCAAUCUUUGAUCAACCUGUCAACACACCUCACAAAUACUCGAGCACCGCUUGAACCGCCGGUGCUCUUUCCAGGAACUCCUUCACCGUCUGAUCUUUCCAUUUUGCACUCCUCUAUAUCAACAGGAACACUAACGGAAUCCGACAUUCAUGACCUGAAAGAGCUAUACAACGACCUUGUGCGGAUUUGCACACAUGCUGAAGAACGCAGAGUAAGAGUGUUCAUCGAUGCAGAGCAUAGUUGGUACCAACCCGCCAUCGACGCAUUUGGACACGCGUUGAUGGAGCGAUUCAAUAAGCUCCCCUCCGGUGGCUUCCGGCGGACGUGGGAAUCUAUGCACGACAGAGUGCAGCCUCUCGUGUAUGUGACCUAUCAAGCCUAUCUACGACGCAUGCCCGCGCACCUCGCACACUCCCUGGCGCUGGCCCGUGCCAGAGGAUAUGCGCUUGGAGUGAAACUCGUCCGGGGAGCUUAUCAUCCACACGAGCUUGCUGCCCAUCAGCAGACUCGUUCAGCUGGCUCUCCAGUCGGACCCUACUUAACAAAACACUCACAUUCGCUCUCCAUAUCUCCCGACCCUGAACCUCCUGUUCAACCCUCGAAGGAUGCGACGGACCAAUGCUAUUACGACUGCGCGACCAUGCUGAUCGAUGCAGUCUCCCAAGACGUCCACCGCUCCGGCCGAUUCGGUGCACCAGGCAUUGGUAUCUUUUUUGGCACGCAUAACUGGACCUCGUGCGAGUUCAUCCUGGAAGAACUUGUUAAGAAGGGCCUGGGAGUCGUCGAGCGUGUUGGCGUCCAUGGGGUGCAAGAAGACGCGGUGCGGAUCCCGCUUGAAGUUGGUGAGAGGAUUUCAUUUGGGCAGCUGUAUGGGAUGUCAGAUGCGCUGACGAAUUACCUCGUUGGGCGGACGCGGUGUGAAAGGCCGUGUGUGAUCAAGUAUGUCCCGUUCGGCGCACUGCUGCAGGUCAUGCCCUACCUUUCACGUCGGGCGAUUGAGAACAAGAGCGUCCUCGGAGCAGGGGGUGCCACAAGAGAGAGAAAGGAGGCUGCGGCUCUCAUUUGGAAGAAGAUGAAAGGAUUGGUUGUGUCAUAG
This is a messenger RNA of Suillus subaureus, 1737 nucleotides long. RefSeq names its product FAD-linked oxidoreductase. The record is from RefSeq and is a predicted model, not a curated record. NCBI's taxonomy places the organism in Eukaryota, Fungi, Basidiomycota, Agaricomycetes, Boletales, Suillaceae. Gene Ontology annotation, cellular component: mitochondrion. Gene Ontology annotation, molecular function: FAD binding; proline dehydrogenase activity. The transcript is spliced from 8 exons. The coding region runs from base 1 to 1737 and encodes 578 amino acids.